Molecule: messenger RNA, 1263 nt
Organism: Helicoverpa armigera (cotton bollworm)
Lineage: Eukaryota; Metazoa; Arthropoda; Insecta; Lepidoptera; Noctuidae
Product: hemicentin-2
Exons: 9
Coding region: 288-1166 (292 amino acids)
Biological process (GO): synapse organization
Cellular component (GO): neuron projection membrane
Source: RefSeq, a predicted model, not a curated record
UUUCGUAGCACCGGCCGCUCGUAGUUCACGUAGCGGCUCGUAGCCAGUACUGUUCAUAUUUCGGUGUAUGUGGUUUAUUUGGUGUGUAGUUCGUAACGUAUGUGUGAAUUAAAUUGUGAAGUACUCAAAUGAUGUGUGUGUUGGAUACAAGUAUUUACGUGUUUGCCGAUAAGCCCGUUUGAUGGUUCGGAAAAAUGGUAAGAUACAUCGUAUUGUACGAGCGAAGUACUACAUCAACGAAGAAAAAUAUAGCCCUGUGUAGUUAGGAGAAAAAAUAUAUACUCGAGAUGAGAUGGCGACUGACUGGCGGCAUGGGCAUACAGCUUGCGGCGGCCAUAUUCUGCAUGCUGCCUCUCUUCACAUCAUCCACAGGAGACAUACGACAUCAUGGCACGUCAAGAGCUCGCGGGUGGCGCGCAGGCGUGCAGCCCUCCGCUGACGUCACGGCUAACAACACGGUCAGCAAUAUUACUGCUCAGCUGGGAGGCACGGCGUACCUGCACUGUUUGGUGGGACAUUUGAGUGAGAGAGGCCAAGUGUCGUGGAUCAGGAAAAGGGAUUGGCACAUCCUGAGCUCCGGGAAGUUCACAUACACCAAUGAUGAACGGUUUCAGGUGUUACAUGGAGAAGGUUCAGAAGACUGGACAUUGCAGAUCAAAUUCGUGCAGAAAAGAGACAACGGGACUUACGAAUGUCAGGUAUCGACGCGAACAGGCAUCGUGUCCCACUACGUGCGACUGCAGAUCGUGGUGCCAGAAGCCUUCAUCCUGGGCUCCGGAGAGCACCACGUCGAUCUCGGCAGCGUUAUACAUCUUAUAUGCAUCGUUGAGAAGAGCCCAACACCACCCCAAUACGUGUUCUGGUACCACAACGACCGCAUGAUCAAUUACGAUGCUACCCGCGGCGGCAUCACGGUGGAAACAGAGCCGGGUGCGCGCACGCAGUCGCGGCUCACCGUCCGCGGCGCCACGCUCAAGGACUCCGGGAACUAUACGUGCAGCGCGAGUAAUACGGAGCCCGCUUCCAUACAUGUCUUCGUUUCUGAAGGCAGUAACAAAAUGGCGGCGAUCCUACGACGCAACACGAGCGCUAUCCACGGCAUCACCACCAGCGGCACGUGUUUGCUGCUUCUGACAUCAGUGCUGAUGCACUUCGGCCUCCGAUGACGUUAGUGCGGGUGGCGAGCGAAGCAGCACUGUAUGAGAGAGGUAGCAACGGGUAUAGGUAGCACUGUUGCUGAGAGUGACGGGUUCUUUUUUGAAA